AUGGGCGAUAAAAAUAUUACCCCAGCUCUCACAGGUUUCCCAACCACUAAACCGGCCAUUCAUAUGAAGGCUGGCUUAGCUGGGCAGUUCCCAUGCGGAGAGAUUUAUACUGGGUCGACUCUCAUUGGUGUCCCCCUUUCUUGGGGCGUGAUUGAGUCGGUUGGCGAUUUCGAGCCCAAGAUAAAAUUUACGAAGAUCCAUGGCCACGACUGGUUCCGUAUCGAUGCGGACAAGAAACAUGGCCGUUUUAACGUUUCUUUGAUCGCCACAGACGAAGAGGGGAGGUCCAUUCGCCUUAACGCGGAUGGCGUCGUUGAGCUGAAUGAGCAUACCAUGCCAUUACUUAUGGGGGACCCCAAUGCCAAGACUAACCCCUGGGGAUUUGGAGUUGAACAUCUCAAGUUUGAGGGAGGUCAUGAUGUUUAUAAGCCACUCGAGGGCAUGCUUUUCGCCUGUAGUCAGCGAUUUGUGAAGAGUGAUGACGGUGAAGUUUCGGUUGAAAUUCGUGCCUCCAAAAUUAUUGCUGGGUCGGGACUUGAAUAG
This is a messenger RNA of Annulohypoxylon maeteangense, 543 nucleotides long. RefSeq lists its product as uncharacterized. The transcript has 4 exons. The coding region runs from base 1 to 543 and encodes 180 amino acids. The record is from RefSeq and is a predicted model, not a curated record. NCBI's taxonomy places the organism in Eukaryota, Fungi, Ascomycota, Sordariomycetes, Xylariales, Hypoxylaceae.